Messenger RNA from Truncatella angustata, 1127 nucleotides. RefSeq lists its product as uncharacterized. NCBI's taxonomy places the organism in Eukaryota, Fungi, Ascomycota, Sordariomycetes, Amphisphaeriales, Sporocadaceae. The transcript is spliced from 2 exons. The record is from RefSeq and is a predicted model, not a curated record. Bases 201 to 1073 code for a protein of 290 amino acids.
UCUCGGACAUAUUGGCUGCUAUUUGCAUGCCAGCGACACACGCUAGCCACUGUCCCGGCCACAGGUUGCGCCCAGUAUCUCAGGCGAAGGCGGAAUGACACAGUACAUUCUUUGAUCAGACCGUUCGAGCAGUCGCACUCCCAGUAGAGCCUGACUCUGGAAGUACUGCUUCCUCCAUUGAAGGCGCUUGCGCAUCAACGAUGGGACGCAAGCAGGCUCCUCAGCCGCUGGCCCUGGCUGAACCCCAAUCUUAUGCUCAUACUGGCAGCGGCCCCAAUAGCAGCAACGGGUCUACUACCGUCUCUCCCAACAUCCACACGUUGUCUGCGCCGAAUUCCAGUUCCCUGAGACCACAGGAACCGCGAGGACUCGGUGUCAGUAGUGAAACCAACCUACAAGUCAGCCCGACUCCAACAUCCUCCAAAUCACCACGGUCUCCCCGAUCACCGUUUAGCAAGUUCAACGCAUCAUCCAAAAAGACGGAACCCAGGCCGGUUCACACCUCCCAUGCGCAGUCAGCACCUGUACAACUGCAAUCCAAAUUCUCAGCGCAACCGUCUUCCGAAUACCCUCAAUUCGAUUAUAAAGCGGGUCCUGUCGCGGAGACAUACGAUCAGGAGCACUACCACUACCCUAGAGACCUGCGUGCAGAGGACCCAUCCGAACUUCAACAUAAGCAACAAAACCUACAAGGCCCGAAGUGUCCUGACCCCUCGCGGCCACAAGCCAGUCCUGGUGUCGGUGUCGAAGCUGGGCGGACGACUCCAACAUUGAUAAGGGAAGGUGCCGGGAACUAUCAGUUCACAGUUGCACAACAGCCUCCGCCGCGAGAGGCUGCGCGGGAGGAAGAGAAGCACUCGAGAAGCGCAAGCCGAUUUUUCAACUUCAAAUCCUCCAAGACAUCACAUCAUCGCCGGGAGCAAACUCGUGACCACCGCCCGAAAACCCAGCCAAGACAAGGUGCAAGGUCGAACGACACAAGCGAUAGUCACAGGGCCAUGUCCCGGGGACUGCAAGAACAAGCCAGCUCUGAUCGCAUCUCGACAAAGACGUCCAAAUACUCAGGACCAUGACAUCACAACCCUCUCGUUCAGACUUAUCUCUAGCCAGCCCGGACAACGAAAGCU